Messenger RNA from Olea europaea var. sylvestris, 699 nucleotides. RefSeq names its product serine/threonine-protein kinase EDR1-like. Lineage: Eukaryota; Viridiplantae; Streptophyta; Magnoliopsida; Lamiales; Oleaceae. Bases 117 to 422 code for a protein of 101 amino acids. Gene Ontology annotation, biological process: protein phosphorylation. The record is from RefSeq and is a predicted model, not a curated record. The transcript has 5 exons. Gene Ontology annotation, molecular function: ATP binding; protein kinase activity.
CGCCUAAUCUCUUGGUAGAUAAGAAUUGGAAUGUCAAGGUGGGUGACUUUGGAUUGUCACGACUGAAGCACAACACUUUUUUGUCAUCCAAGUCAACUGGAGGAACGCCUGAAUGGAUGGCCCCAGAAGUUCUCCGAAAUGAACUUUCAAAUGAGAAGUGUGAUGUAUAUAGUUUUGGUGUGAUAUUGUGGGAACUUGCAACAUUGAAGUUGCCGUGGAGUGGAAUGAAUCCAAUGCAAGUAGUAGGUGCAGUGGGUUUUCAAAAUCGUCGUCUUGACAUCCCCAAGGAAGUCGAUCCCCUGGUGGCACGAAUAAUAUGGGAAUGUUGGCAAACUGAUCCCAGUCUGCGUCCUUCGUUUGCACAGCUUGCCAUGGCUCUAAAGCCAUUGCAGCGCCUUGUCAUCCCUUCAAAUGUGGAAUAGCCAAGUGCACCUUUUCCCCAAGAGAUCUCAGUGAAUUCGUUUUUCAGUCGGUUCAUUUAGAAAAGGGUUGUAAAUGCUAUCAAAUGCGAAGUAAAAAUCACAGCUCAAUGCACAUUGCACAAGAUCUUCUUGUACAGUGAACUGCAAGUUAUGUAUUGGUGUAUUUGUUUUUUGGAAAAUUGGCUUCCUUUAUUUUGUAUAUAAAAAGAACAAAAAUAUUAAGUAUACAAGUAAAAUACAUAAAAGGGGUAUUUCAUUGUGUGAACUAAAUUUUCAA